Molecule: messenger RNA, 1752 nt
Organism: Oikopleura dioica
Lineage: Eukaryota; Metazoa; Chordata; Appendicularia; Copelata; Oikopleuridae
Source: the annotation of a GenBank genome assembly
AUGUACUCCCGUAAAUCGGAAUUUGAUGGGCAUCGGCGGCUGACAUCCGUUCGUCGAUCAGAGUUUCCAGGACAAGGGAAUCGCCAGCCAAGAGAGAGCAUUACGGCGGAUGCGUACAGAUUGAGCAUCGCUGGUGGACAAUCGACGGUGAAACGACCUAAAUCGCACGCAUCGAAUGAUCCACGUGAUCUUUCCAAAAAACAGAACCAAAAAGAAGCUAUUGAGAAACUUCAAUAUUUUUUGAUCGACCAGAUCAACUUCCGCGAAGUCUCGAUCAAGGAGCUGUCCACCAUGUCAACCGGAAUGUUCCUUGAGAUUUUCUCAGCUCUUGUGCGCACUGUCUUGGGCCCACACUACUUGACUAGCCUUCAAAAUGGCAAUGGCAAGAUGAAGCCACAAGAGAUGAUCGUUGAAACUAUGCGUGUGUUAGACUACCCUAUCAAAUUGGUCAAAUCGAGCUUUCAAAAUCUGACGAAACAGACGUUCCCAAUUGCACUUGGCGUUUUAGACUGGCUUAUCGAGCUGAUAAACAUCAACCAAGCAGCAGAAAAUGCAAGCCAAGACACAGAGGGCCUCGAAGACUUGAUUCCCAUCUUCGAGGGGUACGCUGCCUUUGCCGCUAAAGAAGGAGACGUAGAUGAGAUAAUUGACCAAAUGUGUGACGAGAGAGCCCGAGUGAAAGAAAGAGAGCUGGAGUUGGACGAAGUUGACAUUGAUGAUGCGCACAGGCGAUUGGCGGAGGCGCGACUUGAAGUCAAGGAUUUCAAGAGAGCGAAACUGACCUGCGAAAAUGAUCUCGUCGAUCUGACGAAAAGGAUCGAUGACUCCUCAAAAUACCUCGCGAUGACCAAGUACAAGACCGAAAAAACCGUACAAGAGGUGAAAGCGUUGCGCGAAGAAGAGACGAAGCAAAAAGAAAUGAUCGAACAACUCAAAAAAGACAACUCAGAGAUCAGAGAACGAAUCGGCGAUCAAGAGACAGCCAUUGAAAAGAAACACCGAUACAAUGCGCUCCUCGAAGAGGAUCAAAAGUGGCAAGAAAGUGUUGCGGCGCAACGAGAGGAUCUUGGAAAAAUUCAGGUCAAAGUACAACGGGUUCGAGCGAACGCAAGAGAUAUUUUGAUCGAAUACAACACAGCCGCCAACUCGCUGCGGGAAUUUUCCGAAAAGUUCAAGAUCCAAUCUUCUAUCUCUGCAAAUGACUCGGCAAUGCUCGAAGAAAAGCUGAAACUCGUCAGCGAGGCGGAUCAACGUUGCCACCAGCAGAUCAGCUCUCUUACGAGUGAAACGGACAUGCUCAACUUUGAAAAUGAUGAGCUUGAAAAGCAAAUUCAAUCGGAGCAGGAUGACCAAGACUUUGUUCAAAUGCAGUUCGAUACAAGAUUCAAAAAGAGCAAGGUCGAGCUGAAAAACGUCGAGGAAGAAAAUGCCAUUCUCAAGAGCCGAAUCCAGAAAACGAAGGAAACUGUUAUCAACAUCAGUGCAGACAUUGAAGCGCUUCAAUCGGACAAGACGGACCUUCAGCGAAAGCUCCAAGAUGUCAAAGAAGAAGACAGCAACGCCACCUUCGCCAAAGACGAAGAUAACAGCUUGAUAGAGCUCCUCCAAGCGGCGGAUGAAAAAAAGAAAGAUGCUGAGGCUCAAAACAAAACUGUUCGGGGAAUCUUCGAGCGAGAAAUGACCGCAGUCCAGACACGCAUCAAACGCGCCGAAGAAAUCCACGAGCUCAGCAAGAAAAACGAGCUGAACUAA